AUGAAAAGAAGUGAAGAAUUAAUAAAUAUAAAUGAUAAUCAAGAAGAAACAAGUAUUCUUCGUUGUUGGAAAUGUAGAAAAUGUAUAGCAAGUUCUGGUUGUUUCAUGAAUUAUCUCGGGAAUGAAGUGCUCACAGACAGACACGAUGCAAUUGAUGAACAAAAUAUUUGUCAUGUGUGGCACUUGAAUGUAGACGCCCUUCCAGAAUGGAUAAAUUGCUUGAUACAAAACGCCCAGUGGACAGUUGGAAAACUGAAUUGCCCUUUCUGUGGGGCCCGUUUAGGGGGCUUUAAUUUUGUCAGCUCUCCAAAAUGUUCCUGUGGCCAGCUUGCAGCUGUACAUCUCUCCAAGAGCCGUACCGAUUAUCAGCUAACGAGGACAGGCGGACAAAUGAGACCCUCUCUGAAAUAUUUGUUACAUCCUAAAGUUCAGUCAGGUUCUGACAAGUCAACUCUGCCGACAGGUGGCAAUUCCAAAAACCGAAAUCACGGACUUUUCAACAUGGCCCAAAAUAAUAAUGGCCCUGGAAGAUUAACAGAAGCACUCUGCCUGGAGGUACGAUCAACAUAUUUUGAGAUGAAGAAGGAAAAACUGCUGUUCAAAGCUUCAGAUCCAAAAUACCAGCUUUUUGUUCCCCAGCUUGUGACUGGCAGAUGCACUCCAAGAGCUUUUCAUAGAAAAUCUCAUAGUUUGGAUCUGAACAUCAGUGAGAAACUGACUUUAUUACCCACUUUAUAUGAAAUACAUAGUAAGACCACUGCCUACCCUAGGCUAAAUGAAACACAGCCUAUUGACCUGUCAGGCUUGCCUUUAGAAGCUAGUAAAAAUAGCUGUUCCUUUCAGAUUUCAUCAAGUUUUGAUCCUAACAUGCUGCUGCAAAGAUUUUCAGUGGCUCCCUGUGAGACUCAGACACAAAGAGGAGGAGAAUUUCAGUGUGGUCUAGAAGCUUCUGCAGUGUACUCUGACCAUACUAGUUCUAACAACCUGACUUUCCUGAUGGACCUACCCUCAACUGGCAGGAGCACGCUGGAGGCCUCAGACCAGGAAGAGCACCUCUCCCCCUUGGACUUCCUGCACUCGGGCAGUUUUUCAUUGGGUGCCAUUAAUCAGAGGCUCAGUAAGAGAGAAAGGAGCAAAUUGAAAAAUUUGAGAAGGAAACAGCGAAGGCAUGAAAGAUGGCUGCAGAAGCAGACUUUGAAUACUGACAUGAGUACAGAUGAUGACAAUGAAUAUGCAGAGGAAAAGGAAAGCUAUAUCUGUGCAGUCUGCCUGGAUGUUUAUUUCAACCCCUACAUGUGUUACCCUUGCCACCAUAUCUUCUGUGAGCCCUGCUUACGGACUCUAGCCAAAGACAAUCCUGCAAACACUCCGUGCCCACUGUGUCGGACAAUUAUUUCUAGAGUCUUUUUCCAAACAGAACUGAACAAUGCCACAAAAACAUUCUUUGCUAAAGAAUAUUUGAAAAUAAAACAAAGCUUUCAGAAAUCCAACUCUGCAAAAUGGCCUCUACCAAGCUGCAGAAAAGCUUUCCAUCUUUUUGGAGGUUUCCACAGACGAGCAGCUCCAGUUACAAGAAGACAAUUUCCACACGGUGCACACAGGAUGGAUUAUCUGCACUUUGAGGAUGAUAGCCGUGGAUGGUGGUUUGACAUGGAUAUGGUGAUCAUUUAUAUUUAUUCAGUGAACUGGGUCAUUGGAUUCAUUGUUUUCUGCUUUCUUUGCUACUUUUUCUUUCCGUUUUAGGAAUUUUCAUACUUUGCUACAGUGGAACAAUCAUAAUGAUGUAGAUAGCAUUUACUGAUACAUUUUUAAAAAGUGCUUUGAAGUUUUUAUAACGUUGCAAAAUAUAAACUGUUGGUGUUUUUAGAAAGCCUAAGCAUCAUGGACUUAUUUAUUAAUGUUUUUCAUGUAACAAUCUAUGAUUCAAGAAUAAUUUCUGUCUAGCACUUAGUAGCAGUGCACUGUUAAUUUCUUAUUUCUUGAUUUAGAAUUUGUGGACUCUAAUUUUGCAAAUGUCACUUUUAUAUUUAUCCUGAUUGUAAAGACUGGGGUUUUUCCCUCUAUGUAAAAAAUAGUAAAAAUGUAAAAUGAAGUGAUAAUCUGGAUAGAUAGAAUCUUUAUUGAUAAACUAUUUUAGUCAAUCACUACUUAUUCUCAGGCAAAUUAUAUGCAUUAAAGAUAGUCCACAUUUUCUGGGCAAUAAUCUGGCAGGGUAUAUUCAGAUUGUAAUUAUGUCUUGUUCUGGUACCAAGAAAGUUUACUAUCAUUUUUUAACAGAUCUGUAAUAGCAUCAUGCAACAUUUUUAAUUAUUACAAGAACAGUGUAUUAAAUACCAAAAUAAUUGAAACUAACUACCAACAGUACAAACUUAGACAAAUGUAUUAACACUUUCAAAUCACAGAAUUACUCACCCAAAGAAAUAAAAAUUUACUGAUUUGUAGUCUAAAAGAGCAGUGCAUGUGCAAAAUGUAAUUAAUUCAUUGACUUAAUUAGGAGAGUGUCAAAUAUAUUGUAAAUGUGCAAUAAAGAAUGGCUUUU
Condylura cristata (star-nosed mole) is the source of this 2539-nucleotide messenger RNA. It is a transcript of the gene RNF180, whose product is annotated as ring finger protein 180. Gene Ontology annotation, biological process: norepinephrine metabolic process; protein polyubiquitination; positive regulation of proteasomal ubiquitin-dependent protein catabolic process. The transcript has 6 exons. Lineage: Eukaryota; Metazoa; Chordata; Mammalia; Eulipotyphla; Talpidae. Gene Ontology annotation, cellular component: endoplasmic reticulum membrane. Gene Ontology annotation, molecular function: metal ion binding; ubiquitin protein ligase activity; ubiquitin conjugating enzyme binding. The record is from RefSeq and is a predicted model, not a curated record. Bases 1 to 1743 code for a protein of 580 amino acids.